Messenger RNA from Cyclopterus lumpus (lumpfish), 2094 nucleotides. Its product is annotated as neuropilin and tolloid-like protein 2. NCBI's taxonomy places the organism in Eukaryota, Metazoa, Chordata, Actinopteri, Perciformes, Cyclopteridae. The record is from RefSeq and is a predicted model, not a curated record. The transcript has 10 exons. Gene Ontology annotation, molecular function: protein binding. Bases 1 to 1851 code for a protein of 616 amino acids.
AUGCACAGAGCGUGGAUACUCUUCUUUCUAAUAGAAGAGGGUUUCGCUCUGGCACAGAGAACUAAAGACUCCCCAAGCGAUCAUGGUGGCCAGAGCCCCAACCAGAACGACUGUGGCACGUGGGUCCGCAACAUCAAUGGCGGGGUGUUCACGUCGCCAAACUACCCCAACACCUACCCGCCCAACAAGGAGUGUGUUUAUAUCCUGGAAGCUCUUCCUAGACAAAGGAUUCAGCUAGCUUUUGAUAAGAAUUACUACAUCGAGCCAUCAUUCGAGUGCCGCUUCGAUCACAUCGAAAUCCGCGAUGGGCCAUUCGGGUUCUCGCCGCUCAUUGAUCGCUUCUGUGGGGGAAAGAACCCGGGCCUGGUUACAUCAACGGGGCGCUUCAUGUGGAUCAAGUUCACCAGCGACGAGGAGCUGGAAGGCCUGGGCUUUCGCAUUAAGUACACCUUCAUUGCAGACCCUGAUUUCCAUCUGCACGUGGGCGGACUGCUAAAUCCCAUCCCAGACUGUCAGUUUGAAAUCGGCGGAUGGGAUGGGGUUAUUCGCUCCAGUCAGGUGGAGGAGGAGGAGAAAGUGAAGCCUGGUGAUGCUCUGGACUGUAUCUGGACCAUAAGGGCUCCUCCUCAGUCCAAGAUCUACCUGCGCUUCAUGGAGUACCAGAUGGAACACUCUAACGAGUGCAAGAAGAACUUUGUGGCCGUGUACGACGGCAGCAGCGCCAUCGAGAACCUCAAGGCCAAGUUCUGUAGCACAGUGGCCAACGAUGUGAUGCUGGAUAACGGCGUGGGAGUCGUGCGAAUGUGGGCGGAUGAGAAGAGCCGCCUCAGCCGAUUCCGCAUGCUCUUCACCUCAUUUGUUGACCCCCCCUGUUCAGGCAAUUCAUUCUUCUGCCACAGCAACAUGUGCAUUAACAACUCCCUGGUGUGCAAUGGAGUUCAGAACUGUGUCUACCCAUGGGACGAAAACCACUGCAAAGAGAAGCAAUCCAAUGGGCUUUUUCAUCAGAUCACUAAGACCCACGGCACCGUCAUUGGUGUCUCAUCAGGCAUAGUUCUGGUUCUUCUUAUCAUCUCUAUCCUGGUCCAGAUGAAGCAGCCAAGGAAAAAGGUUGUAGCUCGCCGGCCCGGUGUUUUCAACAAGGCGGGCUUCCAGGAGGUCUUCGACCCGCCCCACUACGAGCUCUUCUCUCUACGGGACAAGGAGAUAUCGUCCGAUUUAGCUGACCUGUCUGAGGAGCUGGACAGCUUCCACAAGCUGCGGCGCUCCUCCACCAUGUCCCGCUGUGUCCACGAGCACCACUGCGGCUCGCAGGCCUCGGUGGCUACAGGCGGCGGCAGUAUGAAGCACAGCCGCACCACCCUGAGCUCCAUGGAGCUGUCCUACCACAACGACUUCUCCAAGCCGCCGCCCAUGAAGACUUUCAACUCCACCGCCAGCUACAAGAAGAGCUGCUACGGCUACAAGCAGCACUCACAGACUCACGACUGCGACCAGCAGGUCAUCGAAGACCGUGUCGCAGAGGAGCUCCCGUGUGAAAUCUAUGGCCGUGGUGGAGGAGUGGUGGGAGGAGGAGCCAUGGGUGGAGCAAUGGGAGGAGCAAUGGGAGGAGCAUCAGGGAUUGCAGGAGGAGGGAUCGGAGGAGCGGCGGGAAUAACGGGAGGAGUGGCGAUGGCGGGGGGAAUGGGUAUGGUGGGAGGAGUGGGCAUGGCGGGGCCCAGUGGCAUCGCUGGAGGGAUCGGCGGCGGGAUGGCAGGAGCCUGCGGAACCCUCAGUGUCCGUGGCAACAGCGCUCGUAACAGUACCACCAUAGUUGACCCACAGCAGCGCUCCAUGUCCAUGGACUUCUAGAUGGUGAACGGAGAAAUGGAACGCAGAGAGACCUCAUAUUUCACUCAUGGAAAGAAGAGACGGGAGAAGAAUAAAUGGGAAAGUCACAAUAAUCUUAAAUGGAUCACUCCUCUUCCCUCUUCUGCCUUUGCUUUCAAAGCAGUAUUUAAAGUAUUGCACUCAAAGUCUUGUCUGAUAGUUUGGGAAAUUGGUAGAUACGAACCAAGGAUCAAAAAGGGGAUAAAACAGGACUGUUUGGUUCUA